UGUUGCACAUUGUAGUCCACAGGCCUUUUCCGGGGCACCAGAGGGGAAACUUCACCGCCAUGUGAUUGAGCCCUUUUGAGGAUAACUGGGUCGACAUUUCAUAAAGCAGGGAGGCCCUCUGGCUAAUGACCAAUGUCCGCACAAAGCCUCUCUCUCUCUUUUUUUCCUGCCAAUUACACAAACAGAAACAAGCCUCCGCUAUGGACCAGAGGAGGACUUCGCCCGCGUUAAACCACAGAAACUGCGCCACAGGUUUCACACAGAGAGAUGCUGUUGUUGCAGACGGUGCUACGGCGAGCAUCACUGGACAUUUCCUCAUUAUCUCCCCGUCCAGAUUUUGGAGAUGGAAGAGCGGAGGCAGCACAGACAAGGAGGUCACUGUAUGGACUGUAUCCUUACAAGUCCAGCAUGAUUGGCAUGGAGAACCUAGGCGAUCCAUCAGGUAACUGGGAUAUAGUGGAGACCAUUGGUAAAGGAACGUAUGGCAAAGUCUACAGAGUGACCAACAAGAAGGAUGGGAGUCAGGCAGCGGUCAAAGUGCUGGAUCCAAUCAAUGAUGUGGAUGAGGAGAUCGAAGCAGAAUACAACAUCCUGAGGUCCCUGUCCAACCACCCUAAUGUGGUGAAGUUUUUCGGCAUGUUCUACAAGUCAGACAACCAAGCAGGUGGACAACUUUGGCUGGUACUUGAGCUGUGCAACGGCGGCUCUGUCACAGAACUCAUCAAAGGCCUGCUCAUCCGAGGCCAGCGUCUGCAGGAGCCCGUUAUCUCAUACAUCUUAUACAGUGCCCUGUUGGGUCUUCAGCAUUUGCACAACAACCGGAUCAUCCAUCGUGACGUCAAGGGCAACAACAUCCUCCUGACAACCGAGGGAGGAGUCAAACUGGUUGACUUUGGUGUUUCAGCACAAUUGACCAGCGCACGAUUACGGAGGAACACAUCAGUCGGCACUCCGUUUUGGAUGGCCCCUGAGGUCAUAGCCUGCGAGCAGCAGUACGACUACUCGUAUGACGCCCGCUGUGAUGUGUGGUCUCUCGGCAUCACAGCCAUCGAGCUGGCAGACGGAGAUCCCCCGCUGGCUGAGAUGCAUCCAGUCAAAGCACUCUUCAAGAUCCCCCGAAAUCCCUCCCCGACGUUACGAAAUCCAGAGGAGUGGUGCAGAAGUUUUAGCCACUUCAUCAGCCAGUGUCUGAUAAAGGAUUUUGAGGCACGUCCAUCCGUGACCCACCUCCUGGAGCAUCCCUUCAUCAAACAGGCCCAAGGCAAAGACGUGGCGCUCCAACAGCAGCUAGCCGCUCUCAUCCUGGAGCAGCAGGAAGCCGGCUGCAAAACCAAAACCAAGCACGAGCGGAUCAAUACUCGUAAAACCCUCAUAAUAGAGAGCUGCCCUGAUGACGAUCUGGUCAACCUGGAGUUCUUAGAUGAGGAGACAAUAAUCAGCCAUCUCCAGAAGAGGUACGAUGAGCUGCAGGUGUACACUUACGUCGGUGACAUCCUCAUCGCUCUCAAUCCCUUCCAGAAUCUCAGCAUCUACUCCCCACAGUUCUCUAAGCUGUACCACGGUAUGAAGCGAGCUGACAACCCUCCACACAUCUUUGCUACUGCAGACGCAGCCUACAGAGGCAUGGUGACGUUCUGCAAAGACCAGUGUAUCAUAAUCAGUGGGGAGAGUGGAGCAGGGAAAACAGAGAGCGCUCACCUGAUUGUUCAACAUCUUACCUUCUUGGGAAAGGCAAACAAUCGGACUCUACGUGAGAAGAUCUUGCAGGUGAACCCCCUCGUGGAGGCCUUUGGAAACGCCUGCACAGCUAUAAAUGACAACUCCAGCCGCUUUGGUAAAUACCUGGAGAUGAAGUUCACACCCACUGGAGCCGUCAUCGGGGCCAAGAUAUCUGAGUACCUGCUGGAGAAGUCGAGGGUCAUCAAACAGGCGACAGGGGAGAAAAACUUCCACAUAUUUUAUUACAUAUACGCUGGGCUUUACCACCAGGACAAGCUGAAGACUUACAGUCUACCAGACAGGACACCUCCCAGGUAUAUCGACAGUCAGCACCGCACAGUGAUGCAGGACAUCGUCUCCAGCAAACUGUACAAGGAGCAGUUUGACGCCAUUCAGGAGUGCUUCAGAAAUAUUGGCUUUACUGAAGAGGAGGUCAACUCCGUUUACAGAAUUCUCUCAGCCAUUUUGAACACGGGCAAUAUUGAAUUUGCUUCCAUCACAACCCAACACCAGACAGAUAAGAGUGAAGUGCCCAACGCAGAGGCCUUAGAGACCGCUGCGUCUCUCCUCAGCAUCGGCCCUGAGGAGCUCCAGGAGGCGCUGACCUCCCAGUGUGUGGUCACCAGGGGUGAGACCAUCAUCCGCACCAACACGGUGGACAAAGCCGCUGAUGUCCGAGACGCCAUGUCCAAGGCCUUGUACGGACGCCUCUUCAGCUGGAUAGUCAACCGCAUUAACUCCCUGCUGCAGCCUGACAUGAAUAUCUGUGCCGCGGAGAGCAGCAUGAAUGUGGGAAUCCUGGACAUCUUUGGAUUUGAAAACUUCAAAAAGAACUCGUUUGAACAAUUGUGCAUCAAUAUCGCAAACGAGCAGAUCCAGUUCUACUUCAACCAGCACAUAUUCGCCCUCGAACAGAUGGAAUAUCAGAGCGAGGGGGUGGAUGCCAGCCUGGUGGAGUACGAGGACAACAGGCCCAUCCUGGACAUGUUCCUGCAGAAGCCCAUGGGUCUGCUGUCCCUCAUGGACGAGGAGAGCCGCUUCCCUCAGGCCACUGACCAGACCUUAGUGGAUAAAUUUGAGGACAAUUUGCGCUGCAAGUACUUCUGGAUACCGAAACGUGUGGAGCUUUGUUUUGGGAUUCAACAUUAUGCAGGAAAGGUGAUGUACAAUGUGAACGGGUUCUUGGAGAAGAACAGAGACACUCUUCCUGCAGACAUUGUCGUGGUUCUGAGAACAUCGGAGAACAAACUUUUGCAGCAGCUGUUUUCCAGCCCGUUAACUAAAACAGGAAAUCUGGCCACGUCCAGAGCCCGGGUCACCGCUGCCUCCAGAUCUCUGCCGCCGCAGCUUGGCUCAGGACGCACGAAGUCUCCCAAAUACCUAUUGAAGGUGGACACUAUGGAGAUGAUGCGUCACCCUGAGGAGACCACCAGCAUGAGGAGACAGACUGUAGCCUCAUAUUUCCGUUACUCCCUGAUGGACUUACUGUCAAAGAUGGUGGUGGGUCAGCCACACUUUGUGCGCUGCAUCAAACCCAAUGAUGAUAGGCAGGCGCUGCGCUUCUGCAAGGAGAGGGUGAUGGUGCAGCUGCGCUACACGGGGAUCUUGGAGACGGUGAACAUCCGCCGGCAAGGCUACUCCCACCGCAUCACGUUUGAAGAGUUUGUCAACAGAUAUUACUACCUUGCAUUUCGGGCUCACCAGAUGCCUGAGACCAGCAGGGAGAACACCGUCGCCAUCCUCCAGCGGGCCAAACUGGAAGGCUGGGUGCUGGGGACAACAAAGGUUUUUCUGAGGUACUACCAUGUGGAGCAGCUGAACCUGCUGCUGAGGGAGGUGAUAGCUCGGGUGGUCGUAAUGCAAGCUUACACCAAAGGCUGGCUGGGUGCCCGGCGUUACCGAAAAGAGAGGGAGAAGAGAAGCCGCGGGGCUGUUGUCAUCCAGUCAGAGGCAGGUCAGCAAUCUCUUCCACACAUACACACACACACACACACACACACACACACACACACACACACACUGUCUCUAUCUCUUUCCCCAGCCUGGAGGGGCCAUGUUGCUCGGCAGAACCUCAAGCAAAUAAAAAAAGAGCGGGAAGUGGCAGCUGUCCGCAUUCAGUCAGCUUACAGGGGCCAUCGGGUGCGUCGGGACCACAGACCCCAAAGGCAGAAAUGUCACCCUGAGGCUGCAGGGAAGACCACCAUGGAGGGGUGUACAGGGUCUAACAGCACGAAGAGCAAAGAGGCACAUGCAGAUCACAUACAAAGAGGAAACGUUGGCCUCGACAGCCGAGACAGACAAGUGAAAGACAUCAAGAGAGACAAAGGCAGAGCAGAAGACAGUGUAACGAAGCCUUGCAGGGAGACAGCAAGGCUGCGAGACAUGCAGUGUAAACAAGGUCCAGUGAUGAAGCUGCAGCAGAGAACUCCUCGCCGGCGGGGCCAGCAGCCCAAGCUGCUCAACAGCCCUGAAGACAGCCUGUACUACAACCAGCUAAAUAGAACUCUGGAUUACCAGGGGAGCAAGAGGAAGCCGAGAAAACUUGGUCAAAUCAAAGUGCUGGAUGGAGAAGAUGAGUACUACAAAUUACUGUCAACUGUGGAGUCAAUCCCCGAGGAAGAGUACGCGACUGCCCCCCCCUCCCACCCUUUCUAGCGGGCCCACUCGUCAGUCAGAGCUGAGCCUUACAACCAUGUCAACCGAUUGCCUUCUUUAACCUGAACUGGAUGGGAACCAAAACAAACUCAGCGACACACGUCAUGUCUGUUGUACAUUUUUAUUUAUUUCUAGCAAACUGCAGUUUUAUAUGAGGCAAAUAAACGUGUUUAAACUGCUGA
Molecule: messenger RNA, 4556 nt
Organism: Acanthopagrus latus (yellowfin seabream)
Lineage: Eukaryota; Metazoa; Chordata; Actinopteri; Spariformes; Sparidae
Gene: myo3b
Product: myosin IIIB
Exons: 37
Coding region: 268-4374 (1368 amino acids)
Biological process (GO): protein phosphorylation
Cellular component (GO): myosin complex
Molecular function (GO): protein binding; protein kinase activity; cytoskeletal motor activity
Source: RefSeq, a predicted model, not a curated record